UCACGCCCCCGCCGCCAUCAUGCUCCGCCGGUUGCCCCGCGCUCUCCCCCGCCUGCCGCCCGCCGCCGCGGCCGCCCGCUCCGUGGUGACGGCCGUGCCGCUGGCCCACGUGGAGGUUGGGGAUCGUGGGGACCGGCCGCCCGUGGUGCUGCUCCACGGGCUCUUCGGCAGCCACGGCAACUUCAGCACGGUGGCCAAGACCCUGGUGCGCCGCGGCAGCGUCAAGGCAGGUGCUGACACCAGAUGCCCGGAACCACGGCGACAGCCCCCACAGCCCGCUGAUGACCUACGAAGCCAUGAGCCUGGAUGUGCAGCACCUCCUGACCCGCCUGGGCAUCACCAAGUGCAUCCUCCUGGGACACAGCAUGGGGGGCAAGACGGCCAUGAUGCUGGCCUUGCAGCGGAGAUCUCAGCUGGCAUCCAUCCAUCCUGCUUGUGUCCCCAGCCAGACCUGGUGGAGCGCCUCAUCUCCGUAGACAUUAGUCCCGUCUCAUCCACACCCGUCUCUGAAUUCUCUGCCUACAUCUCUGCCAUGAAGUUGGUGAAGAUCCCGGAUGGCCUGUCCCGCUCUGCGGCCCGCCAGCUGGCUGACGAUCAGCUGCGUCCCGUGGUCCAGCUCCCACAGCUGAGACAGUUCCUCCUCACCAACCUGGUGGAGGUGGAAGGCCACUACACCUGGCGGGUGAACCUGGAGGCUAUUUCCCACCACUUGGCAGAUAUAAUGAACUUCCCUGUCUUCCACGAGCCAUAUCCUGGCCCUGCGCUCUUCUUGGGAGGAUCUAACUCACCCUAUAUCAGCUCCAAAGACUACCCGGAGAUCCAGCGCCUCUUCCCCAAGGCAGAUGUCCAGUACAUCAAAGGUGCAGGCCACAUAGUCCAUCAGGAUAAAUUUGAAGAUUUCAUCACUGCUGUCCUCAAUUUCCUGCCACCACCAUAGCACUGGGGACCGAGGUUUCUGCCAGCACCGCGUAGGACCUGAGGAGCUCCAGGCAGUGACGUGGGGCUCUGUGAGAAGGGGCUCGGCCUGGACCAGCUGCCUACUUUGUAUUAUGAUCCUGCCUGCAAGGCCUUCUCCCACCCCAGGUCGCCUGGAGCCAGAGCGGAGAGGCACCUCCGUCCCACCAAGCUCUCCUGCUGCCCUCGCAGGGUCUCAGGGUGGCACUGGUCCAGGACACAGCCUGUCCUGCCUGCGCUGGAGUGUCUCGAACACUGGGAGGGGGCAGGAGAGCCCUCUCAUUUUCCUGCUGCCAGACCACCUGGUUGUGGAUCUGGCUGUGACUUUGCAGAAUGUGCAAUAAAGCAGAAUCCAUGCCAAGGCA
Tyto alba (common barn owl) is the source of this 1319-nucleotide messenger RNA. It is a transcript of the gene ABHD11, whose product is annotated as abhydrolase domain containing 11. Bases 20 to 937 code for a protein of 305 amino acids. The record is from RefSeq and is a predicted model, not a curated record. Gene Ontology annotation, cellular component: mitochondrion. The transcript has 6 exons. NCBI's taxonomy places the organism in Eukaryota, Metazoa, Chordata, Aves, Strigiformes, Tytonidae.